Messenger RNA from Neogale vison (American mink), 4038 nucleotides. RefSeq names its product crumbs cell polarity complex component 1 (gene CRB1). Gene Ontology annotation, biological process: heterophilic cell-cell adhesion; establishment or maintenance of epithelial cell apical/basal polarity. NCBI's taxonomy places the organism in Eukaryota, Metazoa, Chordata, Mammalia, Carnivora, Mustelidae. Gene Ontology annotation, cellular component: plasma membrane; protein-containing complex. Gene Ontology annotation, molecular function: calcium ion binding. The record is from RefSeq and is a predicted model, not a curated record. The transcript has 11 exons.
AAAGACUGCGACAGCAUGAGAGACCCAUGCUUCUCCAAUCCCUGUCAAGGAAAUGCCACUUGUGUGAACACCCCAGGAGAAAGGAGUUUUCUCUGCAAAUGUCUGCCUGGUUUUAGUGGGACAACCUGUGAAACUGCCAUUGUUUCCUGUGGCACAAACGCCUGCCAGCACGGAGGUGUUUGCCGUCAGGACCCUGUUCACCCUGUCUGCAUCUGUCCUGAUGGAUAUGCUGGAAGGUUCUGUGAAAACGAUCUUGAUGAGUGUGCUUCCAGCCCUUGCCACAAUGGGGCCAUGUGCCAGGAUGGAAUCAACAGCUAUUCCUGCUUCUGUGUCCCAGGAUAUCAAGGCAGCCAUUGUGACCUGGAAGUGGAUGAAUGUGUUUCGGAUCCCUGUAAGAAUGAAGCUACGUGCCUCAACGAGAUAGGAAGAUACACUUGUAUUUGUCCCCAAGACUAUUCUGGUGUGAACUGUGAAAUGGAAUUUGAUGAAUGUUGGUCCCAGCCCUGCCGAAACGGUGCAACUUGUCGGGAUGCUCUGGGGACCUAUUUCUGUGACUGUCCGCCUGGAUUUGUAGGUGAACACUGUGAACUCAAUACCGAUGAAUGUGCCAGUCAGCCGUGCCUCCAUGGCGGGCUGUGCGUAGAUGGGAACAGCAGCUAUAGCUGUAACUGCACGGGUAGUGGAUUCACAGGGACACACUGUGAGACCCUGAUGCCUCUGUGUUGGUCAAAACCCUGUCAUAAUAACGCUACAUGUGAGGACAGUGCUGGCAAUUACACUUGUCACUGCUGGCCUGGAUACACGGGUGCCCAAUGUGAGACCCAUAUCCAUGAAUGCAACAGGAACCCUUGCCGGUCUGGUGGGACGUGUGUAGAGCUGUCCCCAGAGAAACAACAUGGUCGCCUUGCUCAGCUGCCUUCUUCAUUCAGCCACCCUGAAGCCUCAGGUUAUGUUUGUAUCUGUCCGCCUGGACUCACAGGGAUCCACUGCGAAGAAGACAUGGAUGAAUGCUCUUCAAACCCUUGCCAAAAUGGUGGUACCUGUGAGAACUUACCUGGUCAUUAUACUUGCCACUGCCCAUUUGAUAACCACUCGGGAACAUUUUAUGGAGGAAGGAACUGUUCUGAUAUUCUCCUGGGUUGUACCCAUCACCAGUGUCUGAAUAAUGGAAUAUGCAUCCCUCACUUCCAAGAUGGCCAGCAUGGAUUCAGCUGCCUGUGUCCCUCUGGCUACACUGGGUCAUUGUGUGAACUUGUCACCACACUUUCUUUUGAGGGCGAUGGCUUUCUGUGGAUCACAAGUGGCCCAGUUACAGAAGAGGGCUUAGCUUGUCACAUAGCCCUCAGGUUCCAGACUGUUCAGCCAAUGGCCCUCCUACUUUUCCGAGGCAACAGGGACAUGUUUAUAAUGUUGGAGUUGCUAAGUGGCUACAUUCACUUGUCAAUCCAAGUCAAUAAUCAGUCAAAGGUGCUCCUCUACAUUUCCCACAACACGAGCGACGGAGAAUGGCAUUCAGUGGAGGUGAUGUUUGCAGAGGCUGUGACCCUUACUUUACUUGACAACUCUUGUAAGGAGAAAUGCAUCAUGAAAGCUCCUUCUCCAUUUGAAAGUGAUCAAUCAAUAUGUGCUUUUCAAAACGCCUUUUUGGGUGGUUUACCUGGAGAAACCGGAGAAACGGCCAGCAGUGUCAUUGCUCUGCUUAACCUCUAUAAUAUACCAUCCACACCUUCAUUUGUAGGCUGUCUCCAAGACGUUAAAAUUGAUUCGAAUCACAUUACUCCAGAGGCCAUUUCAUCUGGCUCGUCUCUAAAUGUCAAGGCAGGCUGUGUGAGAAGGGAUUGGUGUGAAAGACAACCUUGUCAAAACAGAGGACGCUGCAUCAACUUGUGGCUGAAUUACCAGUGUGAUUGCUACAGACCCUACAAAGGCCCAAACUGCCUGAGAGAGUAUGUAGCAGGUAGAUUCGGCCAGGAUGACGCCACUGGAUAUGCUGCUUUUAAUCUUGACAAGAGUUAUGGAGAGAACUUCACCAUCUCUAUGUUUGUUCGCACACAUCGACCAUCAGGCUUACUCCUAGCUUUGGAAAACAGGACUUAUCAAUACAUCCGUGUUUGGCUAGAGCAUGGCAGACUAGCAAUGCUGCAUCCAGAUUCUUCAAAGUUAGUAGUAAAGUUUGUUCUUAGUGAUGGAAAUGUCCACUUGAUAUCUUUGAAAAUAAAGCCAAAUAAAAUUGAACUGUAUCAGUCUUCACAGAACCUAGGAUUUGUUUUUGCCCCUACAUGGAAAAUCCAAAAAGGAGAUGUCAUCUACAUUGGUGGCUUGCCUGACGGACCAGAGACCGAAGCUAAUGGUGGCUUCUUUAAAGGCUGUAUCCAAGAUAUAAGAUUAAACAACCAGAAUCUGGAAUUCUUCCCCAGUUCAACAAACAAUGCAUCCCACAAUCCAGUUCUUGUCAAUGUGACCUAAGGCUGUCCUGGAGACAACAUGUGCAAGUCCAACCCCUGUCACAAUGGAGGUGUGUGCUAUUCCCUGUGGGAUGAUUUCUCAUGUUCCUGCCCUGCGAACACAGCUGGGAAAGCGUGUGAGCACGUCCGGUGGUGUGAGCUCAGCCCGUGUCCUCCCAGAGCCCAGUGCCAGGCUGUGCCUCGAGGAUUUGAAUGUAUUGGAAAUGCUGUUUUUAAUGCACAAAGCAGUGAAAUAUUAUUCAGGAGCAAUGGGAAUAUUACCAGAGAACUCACCAAUAUCACAUUUGGUUUCAGAACAAGGGAUGACGAUGUGAUCAUAUUGCAGGCAGAGAAGGAGCCUGAAUUUCUGAAUAUUAGCAUUCAAGAUUCCAGAUUAUUAUUUCAGCUGCAAAGUGGCAACAGUUUUUAUACGCUGGGUCUGACAAGUUCACAGUCCGUGAAUGAUGGCAUAUGGCACCAAGUGACUCUUUCCAUGAUGGACCCACUGGCCCGGGCCUCCAGGUGGCAAAUGGAAGUGGACAACCAAGCAUCUUUUGUGACCAGUGCAGUUGCCACUGGGAGCCUCAACUUUCUGAAAGAUAAUACAGACAUUUAUGUCGGUGACCGAGCUGUUGACAAGACGCAGGGCCUGAAAGGGUGUCUAGGUACAAUAGAAAUCAGUGGCAUUUAUCUCUCUUACUUUGAAAAUGUUCCUGGUUUCACUAAUAAGCCCCAGAAAGAGCAGUUUCUCAAAAUCUCUACAAAUGCAGUGGCUACUGGCUGUUUGCCGUUGAAUGCCUGCAACUCCAGCCCCUGUUUGCAUGGAGGAAAUUGCGAAGACAUCUAUAGCUCUUAUCACUGCUCGUGUCCCUUGGGAUGGUUAGGGGCACGCUGUGAACUCAACAUUGAUGAGUGCUUUUCAAACCCCUGUAUCCAUGGCAACUGCUCCGACAGAGUUGCAGCCUAUCACUGCAGGUGUGAGCCUGGAUACACCGGUGUGAACUGUGAAAUGGAUAUAGACAACUGCCAGAGUCACCAGUGUGCAAACGGGGCCGCCUGCAUCAGCAAACCCAAUGGUUAUUCUUGCCGCUGUUUUGGAAAUUUCACGGGAAAAUUUUGCAGACACACCAGAUUACCCUCGACAGUUUGUGGGAAUGAGAAGACAAAUCUCACUUGCUACAAUGCCGGCAACUGCUCCGAGCUCCAGGGUGCGUUCACAUGUCUGUGCGCGCCAGGUUUUACUGGGGAAUGGUGCGAAAAGGACGUGGAUGAGUGCGCCUCCGACCCGUGCUUCAAUGGAGGACUGUGCCAGGACCUGGUCAACAAGUUCCAGUGCCUCUGUGACGUGGCCUUCGCGGGCGAGCGCUGCGAGGUGGACUUGGCAGGUGACUUGAUCACGGACAUCUUCACCGCCGUUGGCUCAGUGACGUCAGCCUUGUUGUUGAUCCUCUUUCUGGUGGUGGUGGCUUCUGUGAUUGCCUCCAACAAGAGGGCGACUCAGGGAACCUACAGCCCCAGCCGUCAGGAAAAAGAAGGCUCUCGAGUGGAAAUGUGGAGCAUGAGGCCACCCUCUGCCGUGGAGAGGCUGAUUUAG